CCGGCAGCGGCAGUUUUAAAACACCACACCAUUUAGUCACUUGUAGCCAUUAAUGCUUUUCAUACUAUGUGUCUGAAGAGAAGAAGAAGAAGCCAAAGAAGAAGACGUGAUAACGACUAUAAGCUCAAGAAGUCUACUCCAGCAAUCAGUGAAAGAUAAGUUUCUACACAGUCUGUGGUGAAAAGAUCCAGACAGAUAAAGGGACGCUUAAGAAUCAUGUUAUAAGUCAGUACAGCAUUAUGGAGCUCGUCAUACACCUCUACCUUCUGUAUUGCCAAUUGCUGGUAUCAAAAAGUCAGGACUUGCUUCUUUUGUUGUCUGGGAACUUCUUAUUAAUUCCACACUGAGCAGGCAUAUUUUUUCCAGUAAGUUAUACGCCUACAAAAGCAUGAUUUCAAACGAAUUAUGUAACAAUGUCACCUGUAAUGACACGCUCACUGUGAAGGGGGAUGGCAAGCCAGUAACCAGCAUCAUCAUGUUUUUGGCUGGUGUAGUGGGGAACCUCCUGGCCCUCUUCAUCCUCGGUGUGCACCAGAAAGAGCAUCGCUCCAGGUCCUCUGUUUUCUGCAUCCUGGUGACUGGCCUGGCCCUCACCGACCUGCUGGGCACCUGCCUCCUCAGCCCACCUGUGUUCAUCUGCUACGCUCGCAACAUGUCCCUGAUAGGUCUGGGUGAAGCAAGACUGUGCAACCUCUUUGGCUUUGCCAUGAGUUUCUUCGGCCUUGCGCCCACACUCAUCCUGUGUGCCAUGGCUGUGGAGCGCUGCCUGGCCAUCAGUCACCCUUAUUUUUACUCUGUGCACAUACGCCGCAGCUUUGCCAAGUUCACCCUUUUCUUUAUAUACCUCUUUUCUUUGGCCUUCUGCCUCCUGCCAUAUAGUGGCUAUGGCAAAUUCAGACAAUACAGUCCCGGGACGUGGUGCUUCAUUGACAUGGAUGCAAAAGUGGGUGAAAAUGCUAACUUAGUGCUGGCCUUUUCUCUGUCCUACUCCUCACUCACGGCACUGCUAAUCUUGGCAGUAUUUGUGUGCAAUGGUUCAGUGAUUGUCAGCCUGUGUCAGAUGCAUCAGAACCAGAAGAUGCGGCGCAGUUCAGUUGGGUCAGGGGGGAGAAAGAGGAGGCUGAGCCUGGCCUGGUUUGGACAGAGGGAAGAGGAGAUGGACCACCUGGUGCUGCUGGCACUCAUCACUGUCAUCUUUGUGGUCUGCUCCCUGCCGCUCACUAUUGCAGGUUUUAUUAAUGCCAUUCAGCCAUUUCGUGACGACAGGGAGAACUUGACAGCCUUCCGCUUCUACGCCCUCAACCCCAUUGUGGAUCCCUGGGUGUUUAUCAUCUGCCGCAAGUCUGUGUUUCACCACCUUCGUUCUCUGCUGAGCUGCCGCUUUAGCAAAGGAGCCGUGAAGACUACAGCACAAUGUGCUCUAUCUUUACCCCUUGACAAUCACAUACAGAACAACCCCCCAGAUGUGAUAGUUCCACAGACCACCACGUACUCCAGUUUACCCCAGUGACCCACCAG
This is a messenger RNA of Scomber japonicus (chub mackerel), 1518 nucleotides long. It is a transcript of the gene ptgir, whose product is annotated as prostaglandin I2 receptor. Gene Ontology annotation, cellular component: plasma membrane. Lineage: Eukaryota; Metazoa; Chordata; Actinopteri; Scombriformes; Scombridae. Gene Ontology annotation, molecular function: thromboxane receptor activity; prostacyclin receptor activity. The coding region runs from base 389 to 1510 and encodes 373 amino acids. The record is from RefSeq and is a predicted model, not a curated record. The transcript is spliced from 3 exons. Gene Ontology annotation, biological process: adenylate cyclase-activating G protein-coupled receptor signaling pathway; inflammatory response; positive regulation of cytosolic calcium ion concentration.